AUUUUUGUCAGUGGUGUCUGCAUGGAAGUUCGUGGAGAUGCUUUGCUAGUUUCAGCCUCAGCAGCAGACUGGUCCUUUUUUGACAUCUCUCUCUCAUAUCUUGUGGUAACAGGAUCCCUGUUUUGGAUUUCGAUAUAGUGAGAGACGUGGAGUUCCAGUCAUGGCUUCAAGACGAACAGAUGUUCCUGCUAUUGAGCAUGGCUCUGAAGGGCUUCUAGGAAAGAUGUCCCAGCCAAUUGGAAUACACCGUCGGGCAUUUAGUUAUGAUGAUGCCCUGGAGGAUACAACACCAAUGACCCCUCCCCCUUCAAACAUGUGCACCAGUAUCCUGUGGAAACAGCCAGUCAUCCCAGACCGAAAAUAUGAAGAGCUUUCCAAGGUUGAGGAAGGGGAAACUAGCAUGCAUCUAUCUACUAACACCCCCUCAACUUCCACUGAGACUGUGAACAAGGUUACAGUGGUGAAGGCCAAGGCUACCCACAUCAUCAUGAAUUCUCUCAUGACAAAACAAACUCAGGAGAGCAUUCAGCGCUUUGAGCAGCAGGCAGGGCUGAGAGAUGCCGGAUACACUCCCCACAAGGGCCUCACUGCAGAGGAGACAAAAUACCAUCGUGUGGCUGAGUCACUCCAUAAUCUAAAGAUGCAAAGCGGAGAAAUAGCAAAAGAAGAGAAACAGGCCUCUUCUGCUCAGUCCACUCCAAGCAGCACUCCACAUUCCUCUCCCAAGCGCACAUACAGGAGCUGGUUUAGUCAGGGAACCUCCACUUCCAUCUCUGGUCCAGAUCUUGUCUCCAUGGAUUCCAGCGGUGGUGACAGCGAUAAAGCCCCCUCUGAAAAAUGGAGCCUUUUUGGACCUCGAGCUCUCCAGAAAUCCACUACCGACCCAGGGGGCUUUACCAUCCAGGCCUACAAGGGUGCCCCGAAACCUACUCCAAUGGAGUUAAUGCGUGCUCAGGCCACCAGGAUGGCAGAGGACUCGGCAACGUUCAAGCCUCCCAAGAUGGACAUUCCAACUACUGAAGAAAAGAGACGUUCCCCACGUUCUCAUAACAUCAGACCACGAGACAUGAAUGUGCUUACUCCCACUGGGUUCUAGCAACAUCUCCACAUAGAGGCAGGAUAAUGUUCUAAAUACU
Euleptes europaea (tarantolino) is the source of this 1136-nucleotide messenger RNA. Its product is annotated as KIAA1191 ortholog. The transcript is spliced from 8 exons. The record is from RefSeq and is a predicted model, not a curated record. NCBI's taxonomy places the organism in Eukaryota, Metazoa, Chordata, Lepidosauria, Squamata, Sphaerodactylidae. Gene Ontology annotation, cellular component: cytoplasm. Bases 161 to 1096 code for a protein of 311 amino acids.